UAACAGCUGGAUCUACUGUAUAUCUGCAGAUCAGCAGACGUGCUGGAGGGACUCACUGCAGCUGAGUGGAACACCUGACUGACAUUCUGUGGAACUCGGGACACAGUUCAAAUCCCUGUGCCACUGCAUUGAUCGUCAAAUCCAGAGCCCCUGUGAAUAAUCCAUACAACAUAUCAAGCAAGGAGCUGGCCAAGGAUCUGGUCAAGAUGGAGAAUUCAGACACGAAGCAAAAAUACUCGUUGCACCAUGGUCCGCUGUCUGGUAUAUUUCUAGAGAACACAAAAGAGAAGAUAACAAUAUAUCAAGCCAUGAAAAAACGUCUGCUGAAACCAGGAACAGCCCUGGCUCUGCUAGAAGCACAGGCGGCCACAGUGGGCAUCAUUGAUCCAAUAAAUAACAGAAUACUUUCUAUUGUUGAUGCUGUUAGAGAAGGAGUUGUUGGCCUAGAGAUGAAAGAAAAACUUCUUGCAGCUGAGAAAGCUGUCAGUGGUUACAUAGACCCCUACACCAACCAAGUCAUAUCCUUAUACCAAGCAAUGCAGAAAGAUUUAGUCUCCAGAGAUUAUGGAUUGAGACUGCUAGAAGCACAGCUGGCCACACAAGGCCUGGUUGACCCCACAGAGAAAAAAGCCAUAGCCAUUGACGAAGCGAUACAAAAAGGUUACUACGAGAAGGGAUUGCUCAAUGAUAAAAUAUUAGAGCUUGGAGUGUACUAUGAGCCAGGUACACAAAAAAAUCUUACCUACCAAGAACUGCUGGAGAAGUGCACUGUUGAACAAGAAACAGGCCUGUUGCUACUUCCUGUCUGCAUCACCUUCAAAGGUCUAAGAAGAGGAAUUUCCUCCACUGAACUCUUUGAAUCAAAGAUCAUCAACAAAGAAACUUACAAAGACCUACAAGAUGGAAAGACUACAACACAGAAUGUGCUGUUGAUGGAAACGGUGAAAGAAUACCUUGAAGGCAAAGGCAGUAUUGCAGGUAUUGCUAUUCUCUCAUCAAACCAGAGAAUGAGCAUUUACCAAGCCAUGAAACAAAGAAUACUGAUGCCAGGAACGGCCUUAGUUCUACUGGAAGCACAAGCUGCAACAGGUUUUAUGAUCGAUCCAGUUGAAAACAAAAAGUACACUGUAGACGAGGCAAUCAAAUACAAUCUCGUUGGGCCAAAAUAUCACGCAAAACUCCGUUCUGCUGAACGUGCAGUAACUGGAUACAAAGAUCCAUACACAGGUGAAACCAUAUCUCUGUUUCAAGCACUGUCCAAAGACCUAAUUGUAAGGGAGCAUGGUAUCCGCCUACUUGAGGCACAGAUUGCUACAGGUGGGAUCAUAGACCCAAUCAACAGCCACAGACUUCCAAUAGACGUAGCAUUUCAGAGAGGCUACUUUAACGAAGAAAUGAACACCAUUCUCGAAGAUUCAGGUGAUGACACAAAAGGAUUUUUUGACCCAAACACAGAAGAAAAUCUUACCUAUCUGCAACUGAUGGAAAGGUGUGUCACUGACCCUGUCACUGGACUAUGCCUCCUGCCACUCCAUGACAAAAUAGAAAAAGUGAAUUUCAGCUUCAUUGAUUACCAAACAAAAAUGUCCCUGAAAGAAGUGAAGGUGAACGUGACAUGUGGGAAGUACACGGGGAUGACAGUAUCUUUGUGGGAACUACUGAUGUCUGAAUACUUUGAGGAGCAGCAGAGAUGUGAUCUCAUUCAGAGGUACAGAGAGGGUCAGCUCAACAUCACAAAACUAACAGUAAUUGUUCUGGAAGUCAUAGAGAAGUCUGUGAAAACAACUAAAGUUGUAUUUGAAGGGAUCAGGGAAACUGUCACAGCCAAGCAGCUGCUAGAGGCAGACAUCAUAACUAAAGAUACCCUUGAGGAUUUAGAAAAGGGAAAAAAGUCAGUUAAAGACAUGCUGGAAGAUGAAACUGUGAAUGUCUACUUACAGGGGAAGGGCAGCAUUGCAGGUAUUCUGCUCCCCAAUUCUCAAAUCAUGACCAUCCAUCAUGCCAGGCACAGAGGACUACUGAUGCCAGGGACUGCACUGAUUUUGUUGGAGGCACAGGCAGCAACUGGGUUUGUCAUUGACCCAAUUGGAAACAGAAAAUUUUCAGUGGACGAUGCGGUUAAAGCAAGAAUUGUGGGUCCAGAUGUCUGUCAAAAGUUGCGCUCAGCAGAGAAAGCAGUGAUUGGCUACAAAGAUCCAUACGAUGGAAAAAUAAUUUCUCUGUUCCAAGCAAUGCAAAAAGAUCUCAUUGUAAAAGACCAUGGGAUCCGACUCCUGGAAGCACAAAUUGCCACUGGUGGGAUUAUUGAUCCAGUAAACAGCCAUCGGAUUCCAGUGCAUGUGGCCUAUGAAAGAGGCUACUUCAAUGAGGAGAUUAAUGAGAUUCUGAGUGAUCCAAGUGAUGACACCAAAGGCUUUUUUGAUCCAAACACUCAUGAGAACCUGACAUACUUGCAACUCAUGGAAAGAUGUGUCACAGAUCCCAGUACAGGUCUUUGCCUCUUGCCUCUCAAAGGCAAGAGUACCAAAAUAAACAUUGAUGACAAUCUUCGAAAAACAUUCGAAAUACAAGUUACUGUUAUGUACGGCAGGUUUAAAGGCAAGCACACAACACUUUGGGACCUCAUCAAUUCAGAGUAUCUUUCUGAAGACAAACGACAAGAGUUUUUCAAGCUAUUCAAGUCAAGGAAAAUCACAAUUGAGCAACUUAUUUCUGCCAUUUUAGAGAUAAUUGAGACAAAAGAGAUAAAAAAGCAAGAUGCUUUAAACUUUGAAAGUCUCAGAGGAGUAGUGUCUGUUGUAGACCUCUUGGAUCUCGAAAUUGUGGAUGAAGAAACCUACAACAACUUGAUCCAUGGCCAUGUAACAAGCACUGCUGUGAUGGAAAUGGACAGUGUGAGAAACUACCUACGUGGUAAGAAUUGUGUAGCUGGAGUGAUUCUCCAGCCUUCCAAUAAAAAACUUAGCAUCUAUGAGGCACAAAGAAUCGGUAUUCUUACACCUAACACAGCCCUUUGCCUCCUUGAAGCGCAAGCAGCAACAGGAUUCAUUGUUGAGCCAAUUAAGAACCAACAACUUACAGUCGAAGAAGCUCUCAAAGAAAAGCUCUUUGGUCCCCAUAUGUAUGAAAAGCUUUUGUCUGCAGAGCGGGCUGUUACUGGCUACACUGAUCCAUACACUGGUCAAAAGAUCUCACUCUUCCAAGCCCUGAAAAAAGAUUUGAUUGUCAAACAACAUGGCAUCCGUUUACUUGAGGCCCAGAUUGCAACAGGAGGUAUAAUUGACCCCUUAAAGUGUGUUCACCUACCCCUCCAGGUAGCAUACAAGAAAGGAUAUUUUGAUGCUGAACUCAACCAAAUACUGACAGACCCAACUGAUGAUACAAAGGGCUUCUUUGACCCAAAGACCCAUGAAAAUCUCACAUACAUGGAAAUGUUGAAUAGAUGUGUAAAAGAUAAGGAAACUGGACUUCUCCUCUUACAACUGGAUGAUACAUCAAAAGCAACAGCAACAAAGACACAGAUGUUAACUGACGCAGAAAUAAAGCAAGAGCUGCAGAAAACAUCUGUAAAUGUGUCAGUGGGUCGCUACUCAGGAAAUCCAGUCUCUCUUUGGGACCUGAUUCACUCUAAAUACUUUACAUUAGAGGAGCAACUUGAAAUCUUGGAAAAUUUCAGAACCAAAAAGAGUAGCAUAGAAAUCAUAAUCACACAGGUGGUUACUACCAUUGAAAAACUGGAGAAAACGGAAACUGUUCAAUCCGUAAUGGCUAUUAGAAAACCUGUCACUGCAGAACAACUUCUGGAUUCUGACAUUAUUGAUGCUGAGACAUUCAAACAGAUGAAAGAAACAAAGGCGGCAUUUGAAAAAGUCACCCAAUGUGAAUCUGUCAAUAGAUACCUAAAAGGUACAGGAAGCAUUGCUGGAAUGAAAGUUUACCCAUCUCAGAAAAUAAUGAGUAUAUAUGAAGCAAAGAAGGAAAACCUUUUGACACCUGGCAUUGCACUUAUACUGCUUGAAGCACAGGCUGCAACAGGAUGGGUGAUUGAUCCUGUCAAAAACAAGUUUUACUCUGUUGAUGAAGCAGCAAGAGAAAAUGUAAUUGGAUUAGAGGUACACGAGGACCUUCUCUCAGCUGAACGAGCUGUCACCGGUUAUAAAGAUCCAUACACAAAUGCAACUAUAUCCCUGUUUGAAGCAAUAAAUGAAGAGCUGAUCCCAAGAAGUGAUGGCAUCCGUCUCCUUGAGGCACAAAUAGCAAGUGGAGGAAUCAUUGAUCCAAAUCUAAGUCUCAGGCUCCCUGUCCAUACUGCUAUUAAAAAAGGACAUCUAGAUGAAGAAUUGAGCACAAUUCUGUUGAAUGACACUGAUGAUGCAAAAGGAUUUUUUGAUCCGAACACUAAUGAACAACUGUCCUACUGUCAGCUCAUAAAGAAAUGUGAGAAAGAUUCUCAAACAGGUCUACUUCUUCUACCACUUCAUACAGAUAACGCUCCAGGGCUUCACACAGAGGAACAAAUUGAGCUUGCAUUUAAAAACAAAAUAUUUUCCAUGAAUGCUGGCAAGUACAAAAACCAAACUGUGACACUGUGGGAAGUGAUUACUUCUGAAUACAUAUCCCAACAAAAGCGGAAGCAGCUCAUUCAACAAUACAAGACAGGUUUAUUGAAAAUGGAGGAAAUUAUUGAAAUACUCUCUGUGAUCGUUACUGAAGUAUCAUCAAAAGAACAAAAGUUCAAAGGACUUAGAAAGCAGGUGUCAGCCAGUGAGCUGUAUGAAUCAAAAAUCAUCUCAAAAGAACUUUUUGAACAAAUUAUACAAGGUGAAGUAACAGAGGAGAAUAUCAACAAAAUGGAUUCCAUUCAAAAGUAUCUUGGGGCGACAACUUGCAUUGCUGGUGUGAGAGUUGAAUCUACAAAAACAGUUAUGAGCAUUUAUGAAGCUAAAAACAGACGCUUGCUUACCCCGGGUACAUCUCUGGUGCUGUUGGAAGCACAAGCAGCAACCGGCUUCGUCAUUGACCCAGAAAAAAACAAAAAACUCUCUGUACAAGAAGCUGUAGAUCAAGGAGUAGUUGGCAAAGAGUGGAAGAAUAAAUUGCUCUCAGCAGAAAGGGCUGUUACAGGAUAUAGGGAUCCAUACACUGGUGAAACGAUUUCGCUGUUCCAAGCAUUGAAAAAAGAUCUCAUUGUAAAGGAUCACGGAAUCCGUCUUCUGGAAGCACAAAUUGCAACAGGAGGUAUAAUUGAUCCAGUCCACAGCCAUCGCGUGCCUGUGCAGGUUGCUUACCAAAGAGGAUACUUUGAUGAAGAAAUGAACCAGAUUUUAAAUGACCCUGACGAUGACACCAAGGGCUUCUUUGACCCCAACACACAAGAGAAUCUCACAUACCUUCAAUUAAUGGAAAGAUGCUUCAAGGAUUCUACUACAGGUCUAAAUUUACUAUCCAUUGUGAAAAAGGGAGAGUUUUAUUUCUUUGUGGAUGAGGCUACAAAGCUCAUUCUGAAAUCCACAACAACAACCAAAGCCGGGGGCAGAUAUCAAGGAACAACAGUGUCUCUUUGGGAACUUCUUUACUCCAAAUACAUCACUGAGGAGAAGAGGAGAGACCUGGUGCAACAGUACAAAUCUGGAUCAAUCACAGUUGAAAGAUUCCUGGAAAUUAUACUGACAAUCAUUCAGCAGCAGACAGGCUCAAUAUCAACAACUGUCACAUGUCAACCACCAGUAGCCAAAGAAGACAGCAGCUUAACAACUACUACUACUAGCAUCACAACUACUACAAGCACAGAGACAACAGAAGAUCUAAAGUUCCAUGGAAUCAGAAAAGACGUCUCUGCCUCUGAGCUCCUUGAAUCACAAAUCAUCACUGAGGACCUUUUCAAAGGUCUUACGUCUGGAGAAGUAACAGUGACAGAAAUCAGUGAGAUGAACUCUGUCCGCAAAUACCUCGAAGGAACCAACAGCAUCGCAGGAGUUUAUCUGCAAUCUACCGGGGAGACACUGAGUAUCAAUGAAGCCAAGCUCAGAGGUCUACUGACCCCGGGUACAACUCUGGUGCUGCUAGAGGCCCAGGCUGCCACUGGCUUCAUUAUUGACCCAGUAAAUAACAAGAAACUGUCAGUGGAGGAAGCUGCAGCACAAGGAGUGGUUGGCAAUGAGUGGAAAAAGAAAUUGCUUUCAGCAGAACGAGCUGUCACAGGAUACAGAGAUCCCUACACAGACAAAACUAUUUCCUUGUUCCAGGCCUUGAAGAAAGAUCUCAUCGUCAAAGACCAUGGAAUUCGUCUCCUGGAAGCACAAAUUGCCACUGGAGGCAUAAUUGACCCAGUCUACAGUCACAGAGUGCCUGUACAAGUGGCAUAUGAAAGAGGAUACUUUGACGAGGAAAUGAACCAGAUAUUAAAUGAUCCUGACGAUGACACCAAGGGCUUCUUUGACCCCAACACACAAGAGAACCUCACCUAUCUGCAGCUUGUGGAGAGAUGUAUCACUGACCCCGUCACUGGCCUAAGUUUACUUGUUGUUGUGAAAAAGGGAGAGUUUUAUUUCUUUGUGGAUGAGGCUACAAAGCUCAUUCUGAAAUCCACAACAACAACCAAAGCCGGGGGCAGAUAUCAAGGAACAACAGUGUCUCUUUGGGAACUUCUUUACUCCAAAUACAUCACUGAGGAGAAGAGGAGAGACCUGGUGCAACAGUACAAAUCUGGAUCAAUCACAGUUGAAAGAUUCCUGGAAAUUAUACUGACAAUCAUUCAGCAGCAGACAGGCUCAAUAUCAACAACUGUCACAUGUCAACCACCAGUAGCCAAAGAAGACAGCAGCUUAACAACUACUACUACUAGCAUCACAACUACUACAAGCACAGAGACAACAGAAGAUCUAAAGUUCCAUGGAAUCAGAAAAGACGUCUCUGCCUCUGAGCUCCUUGAAUCACAAAUCAUCACUGAGGACCUUUUCAAAGGUCUAACGUCUGGAGAAGUAACAGUGAGAGAAAUCAGUGAGAUGAACUCUGUCCGCAAAUACCUCGAAGGAACCAACAGCAUCGCAGGAGUUUAUCUGCAAUCUACCGGGGAGACACUGAGUAUCAAUGAAGCCAAGCUCAGAGGUCUACUGACCCCGGGUACAACUCUGGUGCUGCUAGAGGCCCAGGCUGCCACUGGCUUCAUUAUUGACCCAGUAAAUAACAAGAAACUGUCAGUGGAGGAAGCUGCAGCACAAGGAGUGGUUGGCAAUGAGUGGAAAAAGAAAUUGCUUUCAGCAGAACGAGCUGUCACAGGAUACAGAGAUCCCUACACAGACAAAACUAUUUCCUUGUUCCAGGCCUUGAAGAAAGAUCUCAUCGUCAAAGACCAUGGAAUUCGUCUCCUGGAAGCACAAAUUGCCACUGGAGGCAUAAUUGACCCAGUCUACAGUCACAGAGUGCCUGUACAAGUGGCAUAUGAAAGAGGAUACUUUGACGAGGAAAUGAACCAGAUAUUAAAUGAUCCUGACGAUGACACCAAGGGCUUCUUUGACCCCAACACACAAGAGAACCUCACCUAUCUGCAGCUGGUGGAGAGAUGUAUCACUGACCCGACCACAGGACUUAGUCUUCUUAGUUUGAGAAAGUGAUGAAAAACACAAAUCCAAGCCAUUCAUAUGUAAUAUACAAGCCGGUGUAGUUUUUUUAUGGUAGACUAUUUUUUAUUACUAUUUUUUAUUAUUACCAUUUUUUCUCAAUUUAGCAUAUUUUCUACAGUUAAUCUCUUCUUUGUUUCCACUAAGUUUAUUAGAAUUAGAGUCAGUUGUUCAAUCAUUUGUAUUGUUAGAAACCUAUAUUAAUAUUUUCCUUAGAUUAAGGCUUUGUUGUUGUUUUCCAUAAAAUGUCUUACCUUCAUGUGUUUUGGCCCUUAAUAAUAGUAAAUUGUUAGUUACUUUUGUUUUAUUUUCAAUGAUUAUAAGAUUUUCAAAUUCUGAAACUCUCCAUGAAACACACAUGCUUAAUAAAUGGUACUCGUAUGUACUAAUUAAUUAAUAAACCUAAAUGUGAUGCACACAGAACUUGUUUUUAAUAAAAAAAAAAAAAA
Molecule: messenger RNA, 8068 nt
Organism: Cynoglossus semilaevis (tongue sole)
Lineage: Eukaryota; Metazoa; Chordata; Actinopteri; Pleuronectiformes; Cynoglossidae
Gene: eppk1
Product: epiplakin 1
Exons: 3
Coding region: 207-7613 (2468 amino acids)
Biological process (GO): wound healing; intermediate filament bundle assembly
Cellular component (GO): cytoskeleton; keratin filament; membrane
Molecular function (GO): structural molecule activity; keratin filament binding
Source: RefSeq, a predicted model, not a curated record